This is a messenger RNA of Bursaphelenchus okinawaensis, 2808 nucleotides long. NCBI's taxonomy places the organism in Eukaryota, Metazoa, Nematoda, Chromadorea, Rhabditida, Aphelenchoididae. The record is from the annotation of a GenBank genome assembly.
AUGUCAACCACACCGCCUAUAUUAUACGUCGAGUAUGGCGACACAAUUGCUGACAUAGCAAUGAGAGAGAAAACCUCGACCAGUUUGACCACUACUACUGCUAUAUUGUUAACAGUUCUAUUGUUGGUCACUUUUUUCUCAAAUUUGUUCUUGGUCGCUACGAUUUCGGCUAGGUAAGGAAGGGGUAAAGAAAGAGGGUGGGAGUCAACUAAAUGUGGGAUAUGGUAAAGAAAAUUGAGAUAAACAAGGUACGGUAGGGAUAUGGAAAAGAGCCUAUAAAAUCAGGUAAGGUUAGACCUGAAAGGGGGCCGACACGUAGAAAAUUUGAAUCCACCCCUUUACAAGUCUAGGUAAGACAGGGUAACGUGAGCCAGGUGAGUUGACAAAAAAUGCCACGGUAUGGUAAGGUAAAGUGAACGAAUUGGAAUAAGAUUAAGUAGAAUAGCAAGAGCAAAACAAAAAAAUCGUUAUGAUUAAUAUUUUUUUAGCUACAAGCUUCGAACCAACCUUCUCUACCUAAUCUUUGUUCAACUUGGCAUAUUGAACUUGAUAGAGUCAAUAUUUGUAAUGUUUGUAUCGCUACUCUACGUAGCCAACAACAAUUGGGUUUUUGGUGAACUUGUUUGCAAGCUCAAUGCUACGGCUCAGGAAGUAAGUUCUAAUGUCAAGGCCUUUUUUAAAAUUUCAUUAAUUUCAAAACAUUUUUUAUUUUGGUUUUUCUUAUUAUACAUACAUAUAUCUUUGUUAUAUCAUUUCAGUUCGUAUUUCUUCAAUCCUUCUUUGUCAUCAUGUUAAUGGCAGUUGAAAGAGCAUUAGGCCUUACAACUAGUGGUCGAUUACUACUGACCAGAAGGUAUGCCUUCUGCCUCUCCCUAUUAUUUACCGCAAUAUCUUUGUGUUUCGCAGCUCCAGCACUAUUCGACGAAUUCAAAGUGGUGCCAUUUCCAUACCGGUACAUUUGCGCUAUUGGUACUAAUACUCCAAUGCCAUACGCUAUCGUACAAAUGAUUAUAUACUGUGGAUGCGUUUUCGUUAUUACUAUAUGUUUUUGUGCUAUCAUACGGUAUAGAAGGUUCAUUGCUGGUACUAGAACUUUACCGGCUAAGCCACAGGUAAGUAAUAUAGCUAAGCAUAUUGGGAUGGAGCAUAUUAUGAUUCAGCUUACUAAGCCUAAGUGUAAAAAGCCUGCCAAGCGUAAGAAUAAGCAUGCCAAGUCAGAAGCUACCUAUUCCUAAUGCCUGAAAAGUUGUAAGAAGCCUGAGUCCGCUAAAGUUAAGCCUAAAUCAACUAAGACUAGUCUAAUGGGCCUGAGCUUACUAAGACCAAGCCUACUAAGCCUCAGCCCUUAGCGGUGAUGCUUCGUUUUCAAAAAGUAUUACAACAAUGAAAGGUUGAGUAACAUUUCCGAAGUCUUGCUUAAUGUUGGGUCCACACUAAAUAGCCUUAGAGAAAUUGCAAGAAAUCGUAUUACGCAACUUUUUCUUAUGUAACAUUUACGAUUUAUAUAACAUUUGCCUCGACGUAAAACGAUCCAACAAAUGACUGCAAGUGCUGGGAUAUUGCUCUAUUUUACUGCGAGUAAUCGUUUCUUUGUCAGCCGUAAUUUACAGUGUUUAUUAACUCAAACUGGGCUCUUACUAACAUAAGCACGGCAAGCCUAGGCCUACUGAGCCUAACCCUAGUAAUCUUAAGCCAACUAAUUCUAAUUCUAAGCCUUAAGCAUAAUAAUACAAAGAACAAUCCUUCCAACUGACAAACAUAAAAUUCUUUUAGGACUACGGAGCCUUCAUAAUGGAAUCCAGAGCUCUAGAAGACUAUAUGACAAUGACACGAUUAAUCAUCUUCAUCUUCGUAGCCUACAUACUACUAAACGGUCCAUACCUCGUACUAAACUUUUACUAUCAAAUCAGAAACAGUGCUGAGCUGUUGGCAAACGCCGAUGAACUACAAGUAUCUCAAGAUGUAGACACAAUGAUAACAUUUCUAAUGAUGUUCUACCCAUUUACCGUCACUAUUUUGAUCUAUUGUUUCUGUCGCGACAUAUGGGUAAAGCUGGUCAAUUUGGUUUUUUGCAGAAGAUCAACCAGUGCUUCUUAUGGAAAUUGGGCUAGAGAUGACAGAGACAAGGAUAUGUGUAAGUGGAUUGAAAAUUAAAUUUUCAGGUUAAAAAUAAAACUUUAAGCUUAAAAAUGAAAUUUUAGGCUUAAUAACAAGCCUCAAAGUUUAAAAAUUAUCUUUUGGCUUAACAAUAAUAUUAUACAAUAGGCUCAAAAACCAACGCUUGUGAUUAAAAACCAAAAUUUAUACCUUCUUUUUUCAGUAGAAGACUCCCACACAUCUGACCGUGUCCUAACCCUCGUAGCCACAACCGAAGGCCUUCAAAUCCGCGGCCCAAACGGUCAAUAUCGACCACCGCCAAUUCAACCCUACUACCACGAACCAAGCAUUCAAGACCCAAAAGAUGUACCAUCAAUAGUACCAGCAAUGAUGCCUUCAGCUUACCAACCCGAUUACUGUUUGCCAAACCAAAUAUCAGACGACAAUAAUUCGGUGAAGACACACAAUCUGUCAAAUCCACGGAUUUUGAAAAAGAAAACAAUUCAGAUCAGUAAUACAAAGACGAUAAUACCAGAUGAAUACAAGAUAAGAUUGGACACAACCAGUGGAUCUGACGUGAGUAAUAAGGCUAGCAAGAUUCCACUGUCGAACAGGCAAAAGUUACAGAGGAAGAAGAGAAAACAGAGAAUUGGAAUGAAUGGAGGAAAGAAAAUACCUGUUAGCACGACCAAAACCAAACCAUUUAAAUAG